AUGAGCUCGCCGUCUGAUGAUGGUCAGUAUACUGAUAGCGACAAGGAGGAAGUUGCCAGUAAAGAGGGGAAGAGUGAUAUAGAAGGGGAUUUGCCUGUAUAUGCGACUCCAGUCUCGCCUCGCAAUCAGCUGAACCAAAGGAAGAGUUAUGGGGAAAAUCGAGAGACUAUCGAAAAAAUGCAGGAAUCUGGUACUGGAAUGUCUUCGGGAUCUGCAUCCAAUGAUGAUGAGGACGAAGAAAUCCGCUUGCGCCGUAAAUUGUUGGAAAAGCAUAUCGCAGCUGAAGCUGUAAAAAGUAGGGAGUCAGCUGGUGUUUUGGCCGUGACAGUCAAAAAAGCUGAGCCUCGUAAACAUAUAGCGAGCAUCAGUGAAGACGAAGAAAUGUUUUCUAUACAGCCGAAAGAUGCAGUUCCUCGUCAGCGAAAUCUGUUAGCGAAAACACAUGAUGAUAAGACCAAAAGUAAAGAGAAAUAUCAGAGUGAGCGGGCAAGACGGGAUCGUUCAAGAGAAGAGAAGCAUCGUAGACAUCGUGAAAAAGAAAGGGAAAGACGUGAGGGUGGUCAGGGAGACAGUUUACUUCGCCGAUUUGAAACGCGUGAUGAUCGAAAUCGUCAUGGCGUAUCUAGAGUUCCAGUGAAAGAAACUGCCCGGGGAGACGCUCGCGGCGUAAUUUCUUCUCGGGCUCACGAAGAAAGAACAAAAAUUCGGAACGGUAGAGGAGAUCCGCAUGAAUUUAAGUCUGCCCAUAUAAAGGCUUCGAGGAAGGAACGAAGUCGUUCGCCAAGGAAGAGGGAUGCUCUGUCAACCACGAGAAGAAGUUCUAGUCGAGAGCAACCUGCAGCCAAAAAGUUACAUUUCGAAAAGCAUGAAAUUGUGAUCAAACAAGAAAGCCCGAGAUCCAAGGUUAAUAUCAUAAAGGGGGGAAAGAGCGAUGAAGAAACCCCCAUGGAAAUUGAUAUCAAGGAAGAACUUAAAAUAGAAGCUACGGGAGUAUUGCUAAAGCAAGAAAUUGAAGUUGUUGAGGAUGAACCGAGCACAUCGACUCGAGAUGAAGAGAGCACAUUUCCACUUAAAUAUUCGAAAUUUGACAGCAGUCCUGAUGGGGAGGACAAGGAUGAAGAUGAAGAUGAAAGCUCUGACAAGGAAGGGACGCCAAAGAGUGAAUUUUCAGCUGGCAGCGAAAGCGAUGAAGGUCUGAAUAUGACGAAUUCUGAUGUUGAAGAAGAACUUGACAUUAUGAAUUUGGAUGAGGACGCGCUUGCAAAAAUGUCUCCAGAAACGAGGGCUGUGUAUGUCUAUUACCUAUUUAGCACUGAUCUAUUAUCAGUUUCCUCAUUCAUUGCGUUUCAGUUUAUGCUUCGUCAGUUCAGUUUUAUUUUAUUGUGUUUGAACUUUUACGCUUAUUUUUAUUUGUAUUUUUUAGCUUAAUU
Messenger RNA from Enterobius vermicularis (human pinworm), 1430 nucleotides. The record is from the annotation of a GenBank genome assembly. Lineage: Eukaryota; Metazoa; Nematoda; Chromadorea; Rhabditida; Oxyuridae.